GGUUUGUAGCAGAGUCCAGGCGACUUUGACCCACCUACACAGCAGCCUGCCUCGGGGUUCUCUACCGCGUCGCGUGUGUUUGUUUCCCUCGAUUCUUUCCUCUUCCAUCAACGCCGUCGUCCGUCUCGUCCUCGUGGGAUCGGAUCGAUCGAGCGGGUCGAGUCGGUCGGGAAGCAGCAGUCGCCGUCCUGGAUUGCGAAAUCACCCAACCAGUUUGGGAAAAAAUUGGUCCCCGCCAUGACUUCACUGCUAUCCUCGGGACCGUCGAACGACUUGGUGUUUCGCCAGACACACAAAUCCAUUCAACCUUCCACCCAGACCGUACCUGCCAGAUCGCCUCUUCGCCCGGCACCUAGAUCGAAUCGGGACAAGGAACGGGCGAGGACCAAGUUGCUAGACACCGUCCAGAAUCGUGACGAAUACGACUCGACUUCGAUAACGUUGCCGCGGGAGGACCGGGAUUCCUCAGAAGACGACGACACCUCCUUGCUAACACCUGGCCUAUCAGUAUCUUACUCCUCAACCAGCUGGUCAUCGGCAAGCGAAUCCGCAGAAUUUUCCCUUGCUAGACCCCCAUCUCGGCCUCUUUUCAUCAAACAAUACAGCAGUAGCGAUUACGCUUGGGGUGCAAGCGCAGUCUCGUUGCUCUUGCCGACGCCAACAAAGCAAACCGGUUCUGCUACUCCCACUAUCAUGCAACGAGAUGACGGGAUCUGGUCGAGACCGACCUUUGGGCAGGAGGAGCGUGCCGACACCGGGUUAUCUUUUUGGACUGCCGGAUCUCAUCCUCAAGACACCCCUCCCUUGUCGCCUUCGCCUCUUAACCUAAGCGCGCCGUUCAUACUGGGUCCUCCCGUCUCGAUGCCUACGAACGGCGGGCCCGUCUCCCCCGCCCUAGAUUCGGAGAUCCCUGCACUCCUCGACUCUCCCAUGCCGCCCAACUCUUCGCCACCUAACGCUCCCAAACUAGGCUCGAGCUCGACUCCUCCUCGAGCACCCAGGGCUCCGACAUUUGAUUCCCCUAGCCGGUUCACCCAGACCAGCAAUUCCUAUCCUUCCCCUAUCCAAGCGGGGUUCAGGACCCCUGUCUCCAAGGCAUCCUCUUCCCGCAGGUCGGUGUCAAGUGCCAAGGUAGCUCGGGCUCUUACCUUUGGGGACGACGAACAGGCCGGGUUCUCUCCCCUGAGUUACGAUGCCCGAAUAGCAGGAUUUACUUCCCCGCCGGCGAUCGAGAAAAAGUCUUCCUUCAAAUCCCUGUCGUCUGCUGGCAAGCGAGAGGCAUUUGGAUCUUCGAACGAGCGGGAAAGCAGUGACGACCGAGAUUCAUCAUCCCGUGGACACGCCACAGACAGACAGAACGUCCUACGAUCAUGGGCGGAGGAGAGAGAGGACGAAUUCGACGGGAGACCACCCGCGCUGAUGUCGACCGGCAUGAUGGCGUUACAUUCUGACAGCCAUCUCCAACGGGUGCCGUCAUCGUCCACGCUGGGCGGAGGGCGAGGCCAGAUAGAGGUGGAUUCCGUAUUUCAGACCCACGCGCCUUCUCCACCUCGCGAACGCCCGACCCCAGCUCCCGUCUCCACGCAACCGCUGCAAGGCGAAUUCAUCAACAUGGGCGAUGGACUGGCAGGAGGUCCGCAGAGGGAUGCUCGUGGCAAAAAGAUCAAUGUGGAUAAAUGGAGGCGCGCCGAUCCCUUGAGCGCUCCCUUGGAAAGCGGUAAAGAGAAGGAUUUGGGUGGAUUCAAGAAGCGCUUCUCUGCGUCCCUCAUGAGCCUCGUGGGCCAUACAAAGCAGGCAGAUGCAGGAUCAUCUGGGAUCCCCAAACGGUCAUCCGGGGAAAGUCAAGAUCAGACGCCUGGCUCACGCGCGAGGAAACUAUUCUUCCGUAGAUCGAGCGCUGCCAAAGACCUCGAACCCGAGCAGCCUCCUCAGGUACCUGCGCGUACUUCAUCAUACAAGAACCAGUCGUUCUUGCGCAAUCGAGCGCAGAGGCAAUCUAGCCACACCAAACCCCUCCCAUAUUCGCCUUCCAUGCCCAUCUUGUCUGAAAGCCUGCAACGCGACACGCCGAACGAUGACCGUAUCAUUGCGUGGCUCUCGACUACAUCCCUGAACCUGGAAUCCAUGGACACGCAGAACCGUCAACGGAGACCAAAGGCGGCGCUUGGAUUUCCAGACGAUCGGAUGAAUUGGAGCGCGGCACGUUCUCGACCAGUGCCAACCAAAUUGCAGGGAAACCCAAGCGCGAAUGACCCGCCGAUGGAUAACAUCGAGUCUCGCCCAACAUCGAUGGCCUUGUUUUCCAAACCAGCGAUCGAGUCGCCAUCUGCAAGUCUGCCCAGCAGGGCUUCGACUCCGGUUGCAGAAGAUGGGCAGAUCCCAGUCAAAAAGACCCGACCUCGAUCAUUGGCGCGCCUAUCCCUGCUGUUCCGUCGAAGCAACUCGUCCAAGACGAGUCUGGUCAGUCCGGUCAAAUCUCCGCAAAGGCUCCACACGGGCGACGCCUAUCAAUUCCCCCCUAUAGAGUCUCGGCGUCAAUCUGACUCGUCGCAAGCAGGUCUUCCCAAAGCCCAGAGGUCUCCCCAUGAGGGCGAGCCUCUCGAUGCUCCCGGCUCGCGUUGGCAGAGCCGACGCUCGAGCGGUGACUGGCGCAAACUCUUGCAAAGUUCCUCUACCGUGCUGCGUCCUGAGGAAGCGGACCACUUUGCCAGCAUCGUCAGCGGCCCCUCGCCCACGAUCCCCAGCUUGAGCAGAUCAUCAACUCCUGCAUUUGAAGCCUCUCAGCCUUCGGUCUCGGUCGAGGAUGAUCAGCCAAAAGUCGCAAUGCCAGAAUUCCCAGUUCUGCGAUCCCCCUUGGACAAGUCAUUCUCGCUGCUCAGUGAAGUCAUUGAAGAAGAGGACCACGCAAACAUGACCGCAACGACCGUUCGGGCCGGCCCGAUGACGACCUCUGUCGGAGUACAGACUGAUCCUCUAGCCUGCUCGCACUGUUCCACGGUGGAACGCGCUCCUAGCGGGCGAUAUCUUUCCGGUAGACCCAUGUCCCGGAAUGGCGACAAAUCCAGACAUCAGCGACACAGCCAUCGUGCCAGCGCAUCUUCGACCUUGCUUUCCGAAGUGACCGAAGCGUCCGCUGUCGCCGAUAACGAUGUGCGCAUUCGUACCAUUCUAUCCAGCCCGGUACAUUCGGUACCUCCGUCGUCUUCCAGGACUUCGUACAUAUUGGUCAAUGCGGAACAAGGUUUCGACAACGAAACCACUCCGUCCCAAACCCCCAUGCCCGCAGAGCUCGACAGCAGAAGGCUAAGCCUCGCAUUUCCGAUGCCGCCAGGGACCAAGACGGUUUGAGUCAGGGCUGAUAAAGGGCUGAUAAAUACAAGGUGCCGCCCACAUGCUAUCAUAUUCACAGGACUCUCUGUUGCUAUAACUAAAGCCUGUAACGCGCAGGAUAUCGUCAUAGAUUCAUGCAUGACAAAUUCACUUCAAAUACACUCGUUUCGAUUAUAGGUCGUGUAUGUCAGAUUUGACAC
This is a messenger RNA of Filobasidium floriforme, 3530 nucleotides long. RefSeq lists its product as uncharacterized. Lineage: Eukaryota; Fungi; Basidiomycota; Tremellomycetes; Filobasidiales; Filobasidiaceae. The record is from RefSeq and is a predicted model, not a curated record. The transcript has 2 exons. The coding region runs from base 238 to 3348 and encodes 1036 amino acids.